This is a messenger RNA of Dendronephthya gigantea, 3334 nucleotides long. Its product is annotated as protein toll-like. Lineage: Eukaryota; Metazoa; Cnidaria; Anthozoa; Malacalcyonacea; Nephtheidae. The record is from RefSeq and is a predicted model, not a curated record. Gene Ontology annotation, cellular component: membrane. Gene Ontology annotation, biological process: toll-like receptor signaling pathway; immune response; inflammatory response. The coding region runs from base 219 to 3218 and encodes 999 amino acids. The transcript is spliced from 2 exons. Gene Ontology annotation, molecular function: protein binding; transmembrane signaling receptor activity.
CGGAUGAUUCCUGGUUUCGCCCUGGUCUUUGUAAUACUGACAUGUGUACUUAAAGAAAAUUCCUCCUUAAGCCGACUGGGUGUACGCGAAAAUGCGGAAGUCGAAUGUAAACGAUUACACGUUGUUGCUUGUAGCUCAAUAGUAAAACGACAGCGCUGGACGCUGGCUUUAAGGAGUCUUGACUUUAGCUUCGAGAGAGCGUUCUUCGUGAGGAAAAUAUGCUUUUCAUCGCAUUAAUAUGGCUUCUAAAUUUCCAUGUCGUAGCGGACGGUUGUCCGAAUAAUCUGGAGACAGAGUAUACGAAUAGAUGCGAUGUUAAAGACAAAUUUGGGACGGAAGUCACGGAACCGUUGCCGCUGUUCACAGUUGGCAAAAGGGAAUUUCUUAACUCGCAAACUGUUGGCUUGAUACUAUCAACGCGAAACGCUACAAUGGAAUGCACAGUAUCCUUAAACGUUGAAGAUAUCCUCCAAAGAAUGGCCCAAACGUCCGUCGUUUCUGAAAGGCAUGUUGCGUUCCUCGUUGCGUUCCAUUGUCCUAACCCGGCAAGGGUGUCUUUUUGCCGAGCGGGUAAUGUUACCGAAAAUGACAUCAUAAUACACCUCAGAUUCACAGGCAAUUGUCGCGUCACAGGCGCCGACCUAGCAGUUUGGGGACGAACCGUGAACGUACAUGGUUUGCACCUGCAUAACCAAGUCACUUUACAAGAUAACGGUGAGACAAAGGCCGAGUUGCAAGGGUUAUUUAAUAUCGGUUUGUUGACUUUGAGCAAUAUGAAAAACAAGACAAUACCCCGAAUGUUUUUGUCGUAUGUCUGGGAGAAGAUGGCCGAAUUACAACUGCUUGAUAUGUUGUUGCUUGGCUCAGAAAUAGAUAUUUUGAAAACGACUAUGCCGUAUUUACAGUCUUUAGUGUUAUGCGGGAACAAUUUACGGGCCCUACCUAAUUUCCCAUGGUGCAAAACGGGAUUGAAACUUCCGAGAAAUUUGUCCCGUACUUCGGUGUUGGACGCACAUUAUUCGGAGGACGCGAUAGUAAACCCCCGCUUGUAUCGCCGAUUUUUCGCCGUUCAUUCGAACCCGGGAAUCAAGCACAAAAAUUAUAAAUUUUCUCCCGGAAAUUUGGAUAAAAUUUCCUUGUGCGCAAACGAACUGAAGUUCAUUAAUUCGACGAUGUUUGACGAUGUGACGGGCUUAAAAGUUGUCGAUUUGAGUCGAAAUAAUCUUAGCCAUAUUCCUGAACGAAUUUUUGAAAAAACAUUGGAUAUUGUUUCAAUAAACUUUGAUAAUAACAGUCUGACCUCGUUGAAUGGAAAAAUAUUCAAACAAUUGACAAAUCUUCAAACGCUUAGCGUAAAAAACAACUUCAUAUACGCUUUACGGAACGGUUUUCUUACGAACACGUUGCAAAAAUUGGAGACGAUCAAUAUCGAAAACAAUUUGCUAAGUUUGGUUGAAUCGAACGCUGUACCUCAAAGCCUCUUCGACGCGCUGAAAAAAAUAAAUUUCCGUAAGAAUAAAUUGCGUGAGGUCCCACAGUUUGGUUUCUACGUUCGAAAUUUAGAAUCUUUCGAUGUGUCGGAGAAUAAAGUUAACUUUGCCGGAUUUGUCAAGACAAUCGACAGUGUUAGUUUUCAAAACAUCGUCUUUGUUCACACCAAUUUGGGCAGCUCUAUCCACACAAAAUCAGUCAAUGAAUUGCCGCUCAAUUCUAAGAGUAAGAAAAUCUUAGAUCUUCAACGAAACGCAAUUGAACGCUUUGACUUGCAUAAUUUUAACAGUACAAGAUUAAAAAAAAUCAUGUUUAUUCUUCGCGUUUUCACGAUUCGUUUAACGGGAAAUCCCCUCCAUUGUGACUGUAGAACGAGAGAGCUGCAGUUAAAGGUGCGAAAUUGGACAAAAACCGUAAAAGAAAUUACGGAGAAGGAUUUUGAUACCUGGAUUUGCCAGUCGCCUGUAAAUUUACGCGGAAAGAAAGUUUUGAAUGUUCCCCCGAGCGAUCUCAGGUGCGUGAAGCGAGACUGUCCGAAGUGCCCCGAGAGAUGCAGUUGCUAUCAUGAUAGCAAUUCCGAUUCCGUCACGUUCGUAGACUGUCGGGGACGGAACCUUACGGCAGUUCCUAAAGAUCUACCGAAAGAAACAUUUGAACUAUGCUUACAGGAUAAUCAAAUCGAAGAGUUAACUCUUUCGAAAAGCUUGGAAAAUGUUACUGUAAUUAAGGCUGGUCACAAUAAGAUAAAGAGCGUUCAUUUGGUUGAUACCCCAUUGAAAUUGAAAGAGAUUUACUUGAAUUCGAAUAAGUUGACCAAACUUCCAAAACGUUUUCAAAAUUUGACAUUGUCUAAGAUAGAUAUCAAUAAUAAUUAUUUUACGUGUGAUUGCGAGAGUCUUUGGGUAAAAAACUGGUUGAAAAAACAAGAGAAAACAUUUGUAGGCGGUGCAAGAAGUGUUGUUUGUAGUUCAGGUGGGAUGAAUGUAGCAAAACCUUUAAUUUCGAUUGAAGACAAAGAUUUUGUUUGCACUAAGGAAACUGAUCCAGGAAAGAAUGCGAAUAGAAAUAUACAUACUGUAAGAGACGUCGUAUUCUAUGCUGUCGCAGCAAUUUUCUUCCUACUUAUUAUCGCAGUUAUACUUCUUUAUCGUUUUCGUAAAGAACUGAAGCUUAUUCUUUACACGAGAUUCAACUGGCAUCCGUUCGACCGCGUGGACGAUUCAGACCCGUCCAAGAUCUACGACGCGUUCGUCUCCUUCAACAUCAGGGAUAAAGUUUGGGUAGAAAAAACUUUGCAAGAAAAGUUGGAAAAAGAUCACAACCCACCGUAUAAAUUAUGCGUUCACUACAGGGACUUUAUCCCGGGGGCUCCAAUCGCCGAGACUAUCCUUGACUGUGUUAAGAAGAGUCGUCGAAUGAUCAUGGUUUUAUCGCGAAAUUUCAUACAAAGCGAAUGGUGCAUGUUGGAAUUUCGUGCCGCGCAUCGGAGGGUCUUAAAAGGACGUGUGAAUUAUUUGAUCGUCGUCCUUUUUGACGAUGUUGAUGUGGACAGUUUGGAUGACGAGUUGAAGUUGUAUUUAAAGACGAAUACGUAUCUGAGCGUCGAGAGUAAAUGGUUCUGGCAACAGUUGAAGUACGCGCUGCCGCAGAAGAAACUAGAAACUGGUGACGGGGGACUACCGAAUGAGGGAAUAGAAUUUGAAGAGAGGCAUCUUGGCAUGGUUUGAUAGAGCUCAGUGUCUUAUUCUCGACAAUCCAAAAUGGCGGACAUAGCAUUCUUUGGGUAAAAACAACAUUCACAAAAAAGAACUUGAACAAAAUGUAAUUGGUGUUUAGAACGAGA